AGUUCAAGCCGAAAGCGCCCUUAAAAAUCAUCUAGCGGCCGGGCGCGGUGGCUCACGCCUGUAGCCCCAGCACUUUGGGAGACAGAAGUGGGAGGAUGGCUUGAGAUCAGGAGUUCGAGACCAGCCUGGGCAACAUAGCGAGACUCUAUUUAAAAAAAAAGAAGAAGAAAAAGAAAGAAAGAAAACAAAAGAAAGAAAUCAUCUAGUGGCCAAUGUCUUCAUUAUAGAUGAGAAAACUGAGGCCCAUUUAAAUACCAAGUGACUUGCCCAUAUGCAGUUAGGAUCCCACACCAGGGCCAGGAGUAUUUCACGUUUUCUUAAACGACACGACAAACUCUCAUAGAAAGCAGAGCUUGCAGAGCUUAAUGUGGUGCACAAGGGCCUCACCACUCCAGAGAUACCGAUGGCAACUGAAACUCGGGAUUUGGAAUCUUGGUACCGCUAUGAAGUGAAACAAAACCAGCUCUUCAGUCCUUGAAAUGAAGAAAAUAACGAGUGGGAUAGAGGUCUGGUGCCCUCUGACAAUUUACUGCUUGCCGAAAUCUCUGGGGAAGAACCCACCCUCCACGGCGGGGCUUCACGGACACGAAAGCCGUCGGUGUUUUUCACCUACUGGGGAGGAGGGAUAUGUGCUCUCUGACUCCUUCAAAUGUUUCCUAAGGCAGAGAUGGCAGUCGAGAUUAAUACACACGCUUCGUCUCACUCCAGAACACAAUGACUCAAAACCGCACGACGUGUACUUUUGGAAACAGCUCCGCGGGAGAGCACCCGGGACAAUCCCCAAACCCCGUUGCCCGCGGGGUGGGGCCGCGGACGUGCGUCACGUCGUGUGCGCCCCGGGCGUGCGUGCGGCCUGCAGUACGCGUGCGCGUGCCCUCCGGGGGCGUGCUCGCGGCUAUAAGGGGCGGAGGCUGGGUGGCCUUGCUCCGCGCUCUGCGGCCGACGGCGCUUUUGUCUCCUGUGAGUUUUGUGGCGGGAAGCUUCUGCGCUGGUGCUUAGUAACCGACUUUCCUCCCGACACCUGGACGACCUGCUCUUACAGCCGGCGAUCCACUCCCGGCUCUUCCCCCGGAGGGUCCAGAGGCCUUUCAGAAGAAGGCAGCUCUGUUUCUCUGCAGAGGAGUAGGGUCCUUUCAGCCAUGAAGCAUGUGUUGAACCUCUACCUGUUAGGUGUGGUGCUGACCCUACUCUCCAUCUUCGUUAGAGUGAUGGAGUCCCUAGAGGGCUUACUAGAGAGCCCAUCACCUGGGACCUCCUGGACCACCAGAAGCCAACUAACCAACACAGAGCCCACCAAGGGCCUUCCAGACCAUCCAUCCAGAGGCAUGUGAUAAGAUCUCCUUCCGUACUGGCCAUAUUUUGGAACACUGACCUACCCAUGUCCAAAUGGGAGUCCCAUUCCUAGCAGACAAGCUGAGCACCAGUGUAACCAGAGAACUAUUACUAGGCCUUGAAGAAUCUGUCUAACUGGAUGUUCAUUGCCUGGGCAAGGCCUGUUUAGGCCGGUCGCGGUGGCUCAUGCCUGUAAUCCUAGCACUUUGGGAGGCUGAGGUGGGUGGAUCACCUGAGGUCAGGAGUUCAAGACCAGCCUCGCCAACAUGGCAAAACCCCAUAUCUACUAAAAAUACAAAAGUUAGCUGGGCGUGGUGGCAGAGGCCUGUAAUCCCAGCUACUUGGGAGGCUGAGGCAGGAGAAUUGCUUGAACCCGGGGAUGGAGGUUGCAGUGAGCCGAGCUUGCACUGCUGUACCCAGCCUGGGCCACAGAGCAAGACUCCAUCUCAAAAAAAAAAAAAAAAAGAAAAAGAAAAAGCCUGUUUAAUGCACAGGUGUGAGUGGAUUGCUUAUGGCUAUGAGAUAGGUUGAUCUCGCCCUUACCCCAGGGUCUGGUGUAUGCUGUGCUUUCCUCAGCAGUUUGUCUCUGACAUCUCUUAGAUGUCCCAACUUCAGCUGUUGGGAGAUGGUGAUGUUUUCAACCCUACUUCCUAAACAUCUGUCUGGGGUUCCUUUAGUCUUGAAUGUCUUAUGCUCAAUUAUUUGGUGUUCAGCCUCUCUUCCACGAGAGCUCCUCCAUGUUUGGAUAGCAGUUGAAGAGGUGUGUGGGUGGGCUGUUGGGAGGGAGAGGAUGGAGUGUUCAGUGCCCAUUUCUCAUUUUACAUUUUAAAGUCCUUCCUCCAACAUAGUGUGUAUUGGUCUGAAGGGGGUGAUGGGAUGCCAAAGCCUGCUCAAGUUAUGGACAUUGUGGCCACCAUGUGGCUUAAAUGAUAUUUUCUAAUUAAUAAAGUGGAAUAUAUAUUUCUA
Molecule: messenger RNA, 2298 nt
Organism: Pongo pygmaeus (Bornean orangutan)
Lineage: Eukaryota; Metazoa; Chordata; Mammalia; Primates; Hominidae
Gene: HILPDA
Product: hypoxia inducible lipid droplet associated
Exons: 2
Coding region: 480-1331 (283 amino acids)
Biological process (GO): positive regulation of cell population proliferation; positive regulation of lipid storage; autocrine signaling
Cellular component (GO): lipid droplet
Source: RefSeq, a predicted model, not a curated record